UUUGAUCUGUUGUGUAAAAUUAAAUGAAAAAUGGCCGGGAAGAUGGCGGCGGCAGAGUUAAAACAUGAUAAUGUUUCAUCUUAUGAAACUGUGAAGAGAAAUGUAUCGACAGUGACACUACAUAGAGAAAUAGAAUGUUAUCAAUUCCGAUUGUUAGACUUAUUUUACUAUUUGACUUCUGUCAGUUUUUUUUUCAUGGACUUAGCAACAGAUAGUAUUAUAUUUAUGGAAUACUUUUUGCAAGGCCAGUUUAUUUGGGGAUGCUUUGCUUUGAGUUUUACAAUUCUACCUGCAGGUGUUAUUCAGAUGUUUAGCUUGAGAUGGUAUCACAGUGAUGGUUCUAUUAAAAGUAUACAUUGGGCAUUACAUUUUUUGUUCUUAGGAGUAUUACACAGGUAUUUAAUUUUACUUUACGCUACAAUAUAUUCGUUAAGGAGCAAACGAUUUGUGAAGGAUAAAAAUUGGGUAUAUAGACAGGAAAGUGACAUAUGCAUGCUACACUUAUUUGAGUCUUUUAUGGGAGCUGCUCCGCAAUUAAUAUUGCAAUUAUAUGUCAUGGCAGUAUUACAUCGUACACCACCAUGCACAAGUUUAUCUGCCAUGGUGUCCUUUUGUUCUUUGAGCUGGGCUAUCGGUACAUACACAAGAGCAAUGCAGAAAAUAAACCCAGGUCAUAACGAAGCCACAUGGGUUGUAUUAACUCUACAAGGUCUCUGGCGAGCUGGAAUGCUAAUAUCUAGGAUAGCUGUGUUGGUUCUAACAGCCCUUUGUCUAAGAGAAUGGUCUUUAUUGUUUCUUGGACUCCAUUGGCUGUUAAUGACCAUUUGGGUGAUUCUUCAGAACACAGACUUUUGCCCUACCGUUUGGGAAGAACGUAUUUAUAAUUGUAUCAUAGGAUUUAUUUAUUGCUUCGACUUUUUCAAUUUGCGCGUAGGCAAGUCUCGGUACAGAGUACUUGUUUUUUAUUCGAUCAUCGUGACAGAGAACGUGGUGUUCUUAAUCGUGUACGUAUUGUGUUUCAAAGAUGCUAUAAAGUCUGAGGAGAUAGCGAUAAUAACGAGCUUGAUAAUCGGAGGGAUGAUGAUCGGCUUGUCGAGUAUGCUAGUUUAUUACGGAAAAUUUCACCCGUCGAAGUUCGGAGACGCGUCUAAGAGGAACGACGAGAAGAGGUCCGAGAUGGUAACCAACAAAGCCGCCACUCCUAGAUCUUUCAAACAGUAUUAUCCGAACACGUUCGCAUCCUCGUCCUGUUCUAUCGAUCGCUCUCAAGUGGCCACCUCGGAAGAAGCCACGACGGACAAACAAUUUUUGUUAACAAACAUCGUGCAGAACUCGGAAUGCGCGGAAAGCGGCGUCGCGAAUCAAAGCUGCACCACCGAGAACGAAUCGCAGACUGCCGUUUGCGUUGUGUCCGAAUGCGAGUCGGCGCACAGCAACUUUUCAAAAGACAAGAACAUUUCAUCGAACGCAUUAGCGAAGAACGCUUUUCCUGUAUCGGAAAAGGACGAUGAGUGCAACGACGCCAAGGAGGACGUUCAUCGUCAAAAACGUAGAGGCAUUUGUUUACCAACGACGCACGGUUUGGACAUAGACAAAGAUGUAUCCACGGAAGACGACUCUUGUCUCCCGUUGCAAAAGAGACGGGCGAUCUGUUUCUCGACCCGGCUGAUCCUGGAGAUGGAGGACAACUCGGAGGAGAAGGUUGCUGGGGAUAAGAAACGCGACGAGUUAAAGGAACGUUCUCUCGCCGACGUAUGCGACGAUCUGAACGGUAUCGCCGUACUGAGGGACAGAUUGAAAACACCGACGAUGUUCAACAACGCUUGCGAGAAAAUUUCCGAAACGGAGAAGCUGUCGAAAGACGAGACAAUGAGCUGCGUUACCUCAAUACACGAUUACGAGAACGUUUGCCCGUUAGGUGUAGCCAGACCGCCCUGGUGUAUACGUAGUUGGAAGGGUUACACGGACAUAGAGACCUACAUCCACGACGACAGCGUGGUCAGGGACAGAAGGAGAGACACUUUAACGAGCACCACCACCGGCACCACUUACAGUUCCGAGUUUUCCGACACUACGUGCGCCAGUUCGCUGUUGCGAGGAAUUCUGAAGCAAGACGACUACCUGGACACGCUCGCGUACGAUUUGAUAGAUCCUCGGGAAUCGAAGACCAUCUACACCGAGGAUGUCCCUGGCAAACGGGCCUCCGACAUGGACGAACAAAACUCGAUGCUUUACAUCGCUAAACCGGUGGUGAUCGACGAGAAAGGCGGAAUGUUCGCGUUGGACACAAUCUUGGAGGAGCACGACGAAAUCUCGACGGACGAGUACGCUCGACCGGGUUGCGAUUCGGUCAGCACUCUGGUGAACACGAUAGAUCAGAUUAGGAAGUAUACGGCUGAGAAUUCACCUAGACACGUGUACCAUACAACCGGUACGCAGUGGGAGGAUUUCGAUCCGAAGAAUUUAAUCAAGAAGGCACAGCUGACCAGAGCGUUGUUCAAGAACGAUCUGAAGGAUUCUGGUCCCUGUAACGGGAAUUAUAUUAAUCGUUUAGACGACUCGGAGGCUGUAGUCCGAGGGAAGUGCGAGAUAGACGCUAUUAAGGAUUUAGUAAGAUAUUGUGCUAUAGAAUCGAUCAGGAAGACACCGUUGAUUGACGCGAUACUGUCCGAUUCGCCGAUUCUAGGAAACAAAGCGAAGCUGCAGAAGCAGCAGGUUUCCAUCGCUUAUAGAAAAGACGAGGAGUCGAAGGAGAAUGAUCUGUACGUUGAGAUGAGUCCUCUGGUACCUGUUGAAAACAUUAAGGUUGUACAUAAUAAUUUAUCCGAGCCCCCUGUAUCCUGUAACGUAACGCUCGCUAAGCCUGUCGAAGAUAAAUCUCCGGACACCGUGGCAAAUAUUUCCCCGCAGUCGACGAAGAAUCAUCGGGACGGGGAGAGGUUCGAAGCGAGCUGCGAGAAGCGUAGAAAAGCUAUCAACUUUCCCAGACGAAAGUUUUCUCUGUUGAAAGAAAAGUUCGAGUCGAAAUCGCAGCUGGUAUACGUUGUCACGCCGAACAACGCUAUUAAAAUUGGACAACCAGCCGUCUCCGCCGACUCGGAGGCGUCGAAGAGAAACGUAUCGAUGAUCUUGAAGAAGACGUCCGACUGUACGAGGCACGAUAAAGAAAAUUUAGCUCCUAUCGGUCGUGCCAAACGUACCUCGUCGAACGACAGAUCUCAGGUAAACGGAGAGAAUACUGACUUGAUCUACGAGAACGACAAGUCUUUGUGCAAUAGUGAUUUAAAUUUAAAAGAGAGAAGGCAUAUAUUCUUGGAGCAGGUUCUAUCGCCACCGAAACUUUUGACCUGGAACAAAAGAAAAUCCCUUGGCGGGAGCAGCGUGAAAAAGUUGUAGGAUUAAUAGUUUUAAGUAUCAGAAUAUACUCGUUUCGUAGGGUAAAACUUUUUUACGAAAGUGAUAUUUAGUUUUACAUUAUAAAGUUUCUAUUUUUUUACCGUGUUUUAUCGAUUAGCUUUUGUUCCUGUUGGAAAUAAUGUUGUACAUUUAUCUUAAAAUCGAUCAUGACACGAUGACAAAUUUCUCAAUAUACAUACGUGUAUAAAUCGUUUUUUAUACUAUCGAGACAAUUCAAUUGAAACUAGUAUUGUGUUUUUUUUUUU
Osmia lignaria (orchard mason bee) is the source of this 3662-nucleotide messenger RNA. NCBI's taxonomy places the organism in Eukaryota, Metazoa, Arthropoda, Insecta, Hymenoptera, Megachilidae. The record is from RefSeq and is a predicted model, not a curated record.